Messenger RNA from Sclerotinia trifoliorum, 2343 nucleotides. Lineage: Eukaryota; Fungi; Ascomycota; Leotiomycetes; Helotiales; Sclerotiniaceae. The record is from the annotation of a GenBank genome assembly.
CAUCAAAGGUCAAGGAGCGAAGAUAACUGUGAGAAGAAACACUGAGAAAUCACCGUGAUAAAUCGUGUUGAACGAGCAUUCAGCUGGUCCAAGCUCCGAACCAGUAUGGGGAUCUUACCAACCUCCCUCAAACUUCCACUUCUAUUACACAUAUCGAAUAUCGAGCAUCGAACAUCGAUCAUAAUUCAUGGCUAUCGCAGAGGAAGCUUCUAGAUAAGCACAAAUAUCUGUCCAAGAACUCGACCACCUCGCAGAACUAGCAACUGCGAAUAAAGGGUCUCAAAGCUGACAAAUAUCAAUGGAGUCUACACAACAACGCCGAAUCACAAGACAUCGUGAAUUGCGCGCUUGCACAGUUUGCAGAAAGCGCAAGUUGAAAUGCGAUCUCAAAAUUCCUUGCUCAUCUUGCAUUCGAAGAAAUGACGCAGCUGCCUGCGUCUACUCAAAAAAAGGCUUUGAAGGAUCACAGGCCGGACCAAGUGGAGAUCAAAAUCGGCUGUCCGCUGCAGAGAGACUUAAACACUUGGAACAAUUGGUUCAGCAACUAUCACAGCCACAGGAAGCUCCCGUAAUUGUGGAUGGUAGUAAUUUGUUUCAAGCUGAGAGAGCUGGUGUACCUCAAGGAGCACUCCACAACGGCGAAACUCAUUGGUCUGCGAUGCUUGAUGAUAUUGAAGAACUACGGACAGUAAUCACAGAAUAUGAUAACAUUGAUGGCGUGAGACUGGAUUUCGUUGGUACACAUGAGGAUCCAAUUGAUUACUUACUAAGUGCAAAGGACUCAUCAUUAACAUUCCAUCAAAUACUAUCACAAUUGUUACCUCCAAAAAUAAAAGUUGAUCGUUUAGUCGGAGCUUAUUUUAGGACGAAAACGGUCGUGGCUCCUUUUGUGCAUACCACACAGUUCCGUCAGUAUUAUCAGUCCUUCUGGGCCAAUCCUUCCAAUGCUUCGCCACUUUGGACCUCAAUGUUGUUCUCAAUCCUCGAUAUAGCUACCCGGGCAGUGUCAACAAAUCAGGUCACAGAUGAGGAGAGUUCAAUCGAACGAUAUGAUGUAGCCGCUGCACAAUGCCUAGUCGCUGGAGAUUACUAUCGGCCUCAACAAUUUUCGGUUGAAGCGCUUCUUCUAUUAGUACAUUCAAAAUGUCUCGCAGGAUUAGAUCUCGAUUCUAGCAUAGCUAUCCUUCUUGGGACACUCGUCCGUUUAGCAACAGUCAUGGGUUACCAUCGCGAUGCUGAUAUAUCCGGAAGAAGAUUCUCCGCUUUUGAGGGAGAAAUUCGCAGGCGCACUUGGUCGAUGUUACUGCAAAUCGAUAUGCUUGUUUCAUUCCAGCUGGGAUUACCUAGUAGUAUCCAAUUCCCAACUUGGGAUACAAAGCCCCCGACGAAUUUGUUGGAUUCCGAUUUUGAUGAAAACACUUUGCAACUACCAGCUGCUAGACCGGUAAAUGAACCUACAGAAUUACUCUUCUUCAUCGUAAAACACAAACUAGUGACUGUCUUUGAAAAAGUCAUACGACACACUCUCUCUGUUUUUGACAUGUCAAGUGAGGAGCUGGAAAAGCUCGAUCAAGAUAUUAGAGACACGUUCAUAAAUCUUCCAGAAGUUUUCAAAGCACGAGACAUGGCAGAUUCAGUGAUUGAUUCUCCAUCUCUGAUAGUCACUCGGCUUUGCGUAUAUUUCAUUUAUCACAAAUGUCUCUGCGUCCUUCAUCGAAAAUACAUUACGCGUGGAUCGCCAAAGAGCCUUCAAGCUUGUUACGAGUCAUCAUCGGAACUGGUGCGAAGAUUUCUAGAUAUGUAUAAAGAGUUUGAGCCUGGUGGACAAUUGGAAACACAGCGCUGGUUUAUGGGUAGCCUUACGUGGCAUGACUUUUUGCUUGCAUGUGCGGCUUUGUGUCUUACCAUUUGUUAUUCGAGACAGGGUUUGCAUGAAUUCGAAGUGACAUCAGUAGUAGAUGUGCCAGUUUCCUUGGCGAUGCUAGAGGAAGCUAAGAGAGUAUUUGAGGAGCAGUCUUCUAGACGCAAAGGCACUGGGAAAGUACGACGGCUUAUUGAAGCUACUAUUCUCAAGUGCGGCCUAACUAACGAAACGCCCAAUAUGUACUACUCAUUCCAGGAUGGUCAAGUAGACGUGCCCGAUACAAAUUGGCAUGCAAAUGUAUCUAUUCAGGAAAAUACCGAGAUCUGGGGCGGCAACACGCCAAACCUUACCAGCACUGGCAGAGAUGAUGCCGGCUGGACAUUUUUGUACCAAUAUUUAGAUUUACCAAAUGAUGAGAUGGUAUUGUGAUUGAUAUGCAUAAUUUCGAGAUAGAAGUGGAUGCCAUGGAAGAUUUAAUG